Molecule: messenger RNA, 282 nt
Organism: Cyclocybe aegerita
Lineage: Eukaryota; Fungi; Basidiomycota; Agaricomycetes; Agaricales; Hemipholiotaceae
Source: the annotation of a GenBank genome assembly
AAUGGUUGUUCAAGCUGCCCGAUCGCACACCAAGCGCGACAAAUACGUCGAGGUCAAGACCUUCAUGCCCUUCGGCGAAGGUAUCUUCCUCGCAUCUGACGUCCCGAGCGCACGUAUCGCCUCCUCCGACAUCCUCAAGGUCCUUCCUCCUUUGGAGGACCGACUCCUCAACCAGGGCAUGCUCGAGCUUCCCAAGAAGGCAUUUUUCCAGUACAUCGAGCUCAACUCCCGCCACCAGAAGCGCUACGAGGACCUCUGGAACUCGUGGGUCUCCAAGAAUUG